Messenger RNA from Symsagittifera roscoffensis, 1463 nucleotides. RefSeq names its product N-acetylglucosamine-1-phosphotransferase subunit gamma-like. The transcript is spliced from 10 exons. The record is from RefSeq and is a predicted model, not a curated record. Bases 37 to 996 code for a protein of 319 amino acids. Gene Ontology annotation, cellular component: glucosidase II complex. Gene Ontology annotation, biological process: N-glycan processing. Lineage: Eukaryota; Metazoa; Xenacoelomorpha; Acoela; Convolutidae.
CCUAAUUGUUGUGAUAAACUUAUUAAAUAGAACGAAAUGAGGUGGCAUUUCAUGAGUGCAAUUCUGAUCACCGCGUUGAUUCCUGGCUUCUUGUGUGGUGGUCAUGGAGCUAGCGUGGUGGAGUUUGAGAGUGCGGCCAAAGUGGACAUUGCUGCUGUAGACACUGCCCCCGUAGAUGAAAUCUCUGCCAAGGUCCGCAUUAGAGUGCCAGGCAAACCAUACAAAGGUCCAUCCCACAUGCAGUUCUUUGGGGAGUUCUGUCUGCGGGUGGUGUCUUCCUCCUCCUACUAUGUGUACACUGUGUGUCCCUUCCACAAUGUCACCCAGUUGGACACAAGAGUGGGAGACGCCGUAGAUGUUGUGCUGGGUACUUGGCACGGUUGGAUCAUAGAGAAUAAUACCUACAAGGGAUGGCAAUUCUACGCCGGAGACCCCUGUGAGGGACAGUCCAGAGAAGUCAAGGUGCUGUUCGAGUGUGGCCAUCAGAAUGUGUUGCGAUCUGUGGAAGAGGUGGAGAAAUGUCACUAUGUGUUCAACAUGCAAGGACCUACAUUCUGCAACACAGACGCACUACUAGUGUAUCCGUUCUUAAGUGAAGUGUUGCAGAACAAGUGGGAUCUGAUGGAGACUCAUUACUCCCGAGGACUCAUCAACAGACAGGUAUACGACGAAUUGCUUAAAAUGAUGUUUGCUCAAGAAGGUCUGACGUUGAGUCCCACGGAUAUUGAGAAGUAUUCAGAAUUCAUCGCCAAAGAAGAACCUAAAAAAUUCGAAUCACAAGAGAAGUGCGAAAGGGAAUUUCAUUUAUUGAAAAAGGAGAACGAUAUCUUGAAAUCCAUGACCUCUAAAGAAGCCUUAGAGGAGCUGGAGACUGAGAUGGUGGCGUUGAGGGCGAAACAGGAGAGUGAGGAGAACCGAGAUGGACACCAAGAAGAAGGCUACUAUGGAGACCACGGGGUAGACUACGACGCAAGAGUGCAUUUGAGAGAUUUGUAGUUCACAUGACAGGCAUGCUGUCAGACGCAUUUCCAACUAGUUUCAAAGUCAGACAAAACUAAUUGUAGUUGGACGGAGGAGACGCAAUUGUUUUUUUUCUGAUGAUCAAUCAACUCAAAACUGGCGCUUUUUUGUUGUUUUUUGGGUUAUGUUCGUGGAAACUUAUUCUGAUCUAAAGCUGCCAUUGUUAUGUGGAUUUAACAUUGCAAGGGCCGAUUUUUUUGGUGUUAAUGAGUUUUAUUUUUGAAACAAACGAACUUCGAACUGAUGUUUACUCUGAAUAAAGUUUAAAGUUGGUCAAAAUAGGCACAUGGAGGUAAUAAGAUGGCAUAUCUAAAUUGGUUUUAUUGUGUAUACAAGUAUAUACAUUUGUAUAGUUUAUUUCUUACAUACUUUAGUGAUAGUUGUUAUUUUGUGAUUGACACAUCUGUAUAAUUCUAUAAAUAUUGCAAAUGUUUGAAGUUUAA